GCUAUAUUCAAAGAAACGCAGCGUCCUUCGCGUGAAAUGCAACAAACCAUUGCUGAGCAUCUCCGUCUCGAUCUCUCUACUGUCGCAAACUUCUUUAUGAAUGCCAGGCGGCGGAGUAGAAUUGGUCCGAAUAGCGAUGAGCCUCAACCAUACCAGCAGGUCCGUCCAAUUUCUCCUCCCCCUGAUUCUCCUCCAAACACCAAUGCUUCUGGUUCAAUAGGAAACGGUCCGCCUGCAAUACAUUCACGUAAUCGACGCCAACCUGCCAGUAUGCAACACGUGGAAGCUACGGUGAGUAGCGUUGCUGAGUCCGCAAUUCAAUAUAGUCGUGAACAGGCUGCACAUGACGCUGCUGCCAUGCGAUCGAAUUCUAUUGAUGAUGAGGAUAGUUAUAAGAUGUAUAAAAUGAAUGAUCCUCUUGCUGACGAAACUGGUAUCUCCAUUGUACCCGGGAAUGUGCAUGAUGUUUAUAACAAUGGCGAUGCAGCUGUUGAGUCUUUGACUUCAAUUGCCACAUCCCCUAUGAAUUCCAUGGAGUGUGGUGUAGUGAAGAAAGAAAACGACGUAUUAUCUGAGGAGGCAGCAACACAAUGA
Molecule: messenger RNA, 594 nt
Organism: Angiostrongylus costaricensis
Lineage: Eukaryota; Metazoa; Nematoda; Chromadorea; Rhabditida; Metastrongylidae
Source: the annotation of a GenBank genome assembly